This is a messenger RNA of Desarmillaria tabescens, 420 nucleotides long. RefSeq lists its product as uncharacterized. Lineage: Eukaryota; Fungi; Basidiomycota; Agaricomycetes; Agaricales; Physalacriaceae. The transcript is spliced from 2 exons. The record is from RefSeq and is a predicted model, not a curated record. The coding region runs from base 1 to 420 and encodes 139 amino acids.
AUGCCCGAGUUCAGGCGCCGGGACUCGGAGAAAUUCAGACUCCUAUUCGCGUACCAGAUUCAGCGGCGGUGUAGAUCUAGAUCUCAGCAUCGAAACACGGAUAUUGAUAUGAUAAAUUAUACAGUGUGGUCAUAUACUACAAGUAGCACCAGGAGAAUUGGGACGAGUCGGGAUAUGCCCUUCAAACCCGAGAAGGUCGGUACCGACUUUAAUGUUCAUGGGUAUCCUUACUCUAAUAACCACCGAUACCUAACGAUGCCAGAUGUGGGCCACGCUCAGAGAAGAAUCAAUAAAGUUCAAGGAAAAAACAAAAAGGCGCACAAGCCAAAAAGAAUACCUUACACGAAGCUAUGGGACAAGUGGAGUCCAAGCACAAAAUACUUUAAUGAUGAAGAGACGAACCCAGCCGACGAAAAAUAG